Phaeodactylum tricornutum CCAP 1055/1 is the source of this 888-nucleotide messenger RNA. It is a transcript of the gene CSN7, whose product is annotated as COP9 SigNalosome subunit 7. Gene Ontology annotation, cellular component: COP9 signalosome. Bases 1 to 888 code for a protein of 295 amino acids. The transcript has a single exon. The record is from RefSeq and is a predicted model, not a curated record. Lineage: Eukaryota; Bacillariophyta; Bacillariophyceae; Surirellales; Neidiaceae.
AUGGAAAGCUCAAUGCUAUUGGAUACCGAGGUGCCGCUUCAGCCGUUGUUGCAAGCAGCUGAAGCAUCCAGAGGUUCUAACAUUUCGACAAUUCGAUCUCUUGUCAUGAGGGCGAUAUCCGACAAGGAGAUAUUUUGUGGCUUUGAUCAGAUAAUACUUAUUGUCGGAAAAUCUCUUAGCGAAUCCAUCGAAGGGGAGAAGAUGCUUCAAACUCUGCAUCUGUUUUCCAAUGGAACGUACGACGAUUACGAGAAGCAUCGUGAGCGGUAUGUGAACCUCACUGAGGCUCAAGUAUUCAAACUUCGACAGUUGACUGCAAUGUCGGUGGUUGAAGACGCUUGCUGCAAUAGACAGUCGGCUGUUUCAUACUUAUCUUUGCGACAAAAUCUUCAACUCGCGGACAAUACCGCGGUUGAGGAUGUCUUGGUUUCCUGUAUUAACGCGAGGGUGUUGGCUGGAGAGCUUUGCCAGCGAAGCGCGAGCCUCUUUUUGAAUGAAAAUGGGCCAGCAGUGUCUCCACGGGAUGUAACUCUGACGAGCGUAGAUGCUAUGAUAGAGAGGCUUCGUACCUGGAAGGAUGUACUCGCUCAUUCACAAGUGGUUUCGACUCAAAUUCAAGCCGCAGCUGCUAGUCAAUUAAGUGUACACAACAAUUGGAAUUCGCUGCUCCAAUCUCCUCUUCAACAUCACGCAGUCGAACGAAACACAGCUGAAAGAGGUUGGGACUUGUCGGAUGUCAGAAGGUAUGGCGAUGGAUCUAUUGGGACGAAAGGAGACCCAAUGGAGAUUUCUCGUCCUGAUGGCGCUGGUCGACGACAAAAACGAGGUCGGGGGUCAUUGCAGGGAAACGCGGCAGAAACGAGUGAAUUUGGAAGUUUUGAAUGGUAG